UACAAACUAGUUUUGAAAUAUAAAGGAAAAGUAAAUCACAAUUCAAGAGAGAUUGAUCGUCCAAGAAACAGAUAUGAGAAUUAUGUGCCAGCUUUUCGGCCUUCGAUCAGCUAUUGUUGCUUGAGUGUUUCUGUAAAGACACUGUUAACGGACAAUAUGGUACGUUUUCGACUAUCUCGAUCAUUGUCUUUCGUCUCCUUUGUUCAUGCUGUUUCAAGCAUUAUGGUCCUUUUCUGUUUUAGUCCUGCAGUUGGGAUUUCAUGGCUUGCUGUACCAGAUGAACACACCAGCGUAGAACAAGGACGUCCUAUUUUCCUGAGCUGGCAUUACAAGAUGGACGACAACGAAACAUUUCUGUCCUCUAAGAUUGGUUAUUUUGAAGAAUCGAGGUUAUACACUUCUAUAGCUUCAAGACAUCUGGGAGAAAAUACAUAUUACAGAUACCUAACAAAGUAUUCAAUACUUGGCAAAAAUAACGUUGCCCUUAUUGUGAACAGUACUAAGAUUGGAAAUAAUAUCACCUACUGCUGUCAAGUGGAGAGGAAAUUAGUUGGGGGUAAAAAAGAAGACAGACGGUGUUCUAAAGUAUUCGUAUACGCUGUGCCACGGAUUUCGUAUUACGUACCAAAACUGUCCUGCAAGCAAAGUGAUUCUAUCAAACUACAGUGUAAUACAACAGGGCUCCCAUCACCACAUGUUGAGUGGAUCCACGAUGAUACCCAUCAACGGAUUGGCAGCUCUUCAGAUAUUUUAUUGAACAUAACUGGCAAAAGAUCAAGAGGGCGAUAUUGCUGUGAUGUAGAUAAUGGAUUCGGGAGAGAUACAGCCUGCACAGUAGUAAAUGUCACAGAAUAUGAGCCGGUGAAUACAAGGCUGGUAGUAAAACAGAAAAACAGUGGCGAUGUCAUUAUCAUUCACAUAGAAUGCAAUACUGAUGCUUCGCCUCCUUCAGAUAAUUUUAUAAUGUCAAUUGAUGAUAAACAAUACAAUUCGAGUAAUGGUGUAAUUGAAGUACCAGCUCCAAGCACAGACAAAAUAUACCACAUAGCUGUCAGUUGUAUUCCAUUCAAUAAAUAUGGACAUGGACCAAUCAGGAAAGAUGUUUUUCCAGUGUACGCUCCUCCAACCUUCAUAACUCCACUACCCACGUUGUACAACAUGACGAUCAGCGGCAUAACUAUAAAAUGUGAAACCAAAGGAAUCCCAACUCCAAACAUUACAUGGAUGAGUGGGGAUUCGGGAGAUAUUGUAAGCACUGGAAUAUAUUACAACGUCUCGUAUGUAAAGUGUGCUACAAAAACGAUGACGUUCUUCUGUCACGCAAGGAAUGUAAUGGGGAACAUCAGUAGUCCAGAAAUACGUGUUAAUGUGAUGACCAAGCACAACUGCAGUACAGUUGACAAAGGUUUAGAUGAAACUACUCUAACGGCUUUAAAAUUAGCGAUGAUCACUUCGAUAGCCUGCGCAUGCAUUUUCGUUGUGGGAUUAGUCGUUGUUGCCGUACGUUUCAGGAGGCGGAUAAAAGCUUCAAAAGUGAAAAAUAUGGACGAAAAUACAUACGGAGACCCAAUAGAUGCUGUUGAUCCGGAACGCGAAGUACCGCUGUCCCCUGCAAGAAACACAUCUAUCGAAGAUGAUUAUGCAAUAGUUGAAGAAUGUGGUGUUCAUACAUCAUUGAGUCAUGUUAAAACCAACGUGCAGACUGCAGGAGAAGAACCACUGUACGAGCGCUUGGUGCCUCCUGAGAUAUGAUAUUUCCAAUACAGGAUGGCAAUAGAUAGGUCCCUUGCUAUAACACGAAAUCUAACCCUACCCAUGCUAAAUUUUGAACAUGUGUCAAAUUCACUAGAACACGGCCAGAAAGGAAAAGAGCACUUACAUAUUAGUGAAAAGGCGAAGUUUCAGCGCAUAACUUUCCACACGGGAAAAUAAUAUUUAACAUAAUUUUAAGGCGUCAUGUACAUAAAGAUUUGUAUGGGAAAGUGUAUUGAAAUUGCACUCGAUUUUAUUUUUGAUUCUACUUAUCGUAUAGUCAAUGAACCCUUCUCAAAAACACAUACACAAAACAAUUAAACUUGGAUGCGAAGCUAAUACUAAAAUAAAAACAAAAUAUCACUUUUACUCCAUUGCCAUAUGUUGUAGCAUUUCUUUGGUAUUUCGAAUUUUAUGCUAUAGCCUCGAAUUGAAGACAAUUUUGAGAAAGCUCCCUAUCCUGCGCUGAAAAUCCACCUUUUUGGUGUUCAUUUUGACACAGCUGCUCGUUUUGCGAGAGGAAGUGUCGCGUGACCUGUUAGUGCAGAUAGCCUAUUUAAGCAAUGAAAAAAAAAAGGAAAAAUACAGUUAGUAUGGUUGUAGUUUUAUCAACAGCGUAGUAAAAUGAACUUAUUUACACUAUUACUAUUGCAAAACGCAUGGUGCAUUUUAUGUAUAUGAAAUAGUUUAAUUUCAUUGCCACAGAAAUAAAUAAAUACAAAUAAUGAGGAUGCAGACUACGGUUGUCCAUAACAGGCAUGCAGUAAUUGUGAAACAAAAAAGAAACUGAUACAUGUUGUAUAUAUGUUUUGGCAUUUGAGAUGAAUUGCUAAACAUAAGAAACAAGUCACUAGAUGCAAACAAGAAAAGCGCGUACGAGUUGGUGCACGUUGCACAGCAUGCCUACUUAUUGCGUACACGACAGCAAACCUUUUAAGACUUUAUCAUGCUUAAUAGCUCACCUGUACUUUGGAAUAUGAUGAACAGCACAAAUUAAAGAUCAGGAUUCUGA
This is a messenger RNA of Actinia tenebrosa (Australian red waratah sea anemone), 2764 nucleotides long. Its product is annotated as immunoglobulin superfamily member 10. The record is from RefSeq and is a predicted model, not a curated record. Gene Ontology annotation, molecular function: axon guidance receptor activity. Lineage: Eukaryota; Metazoa; Cnidaria; Anthozoa; Actiniaria; Actiniidae. Gene Ontology annotation, biological process: synapse organization; homophilic cell-cell adhesion. Gene Ontology annotation, cellular component: neuronal cell body; plasma membrane; axon.